Molecule: messenger RNA, 3103 nt
Organism: Alternaria rosae
Lineage: Eukaryota; Fungi; Ascomycota; Dothideomycetes; Pleosporales; Pleosporaceae
Product: coatomer subunit gamma
Exons: 4
Coding region: 232-2982 (916 amino acids)
Biological process (GO): intracellular protein transport; protein secretion; endoplasmic reticulum to Golgi vesicle-mediated transport
Cellular component (GO): Golgi membrane; endoplasmic reticulum-Golgi intermediate compartment; COPI vesicle coat
Molecular function (GO): structural molecule activity
Source: RefSeq, a predicted model, not a curated record
CUCGCGCUGGUCGAGGGCAUCUUCAACGUCGCCAAUUCCAGACGGCCAGGCAAACACCACUGCGACUUCGCCCCGACCCGUCCACGUCUCCUCGCCCACCAAUUCCAAUUGCAAGGUCGCACUUGGACACGUUUGCACCCCCCGUCGCAAGAGGCCACGUUAGGCGGAGGAAGAGCGGGACAAGUUUAUACACGCCCCGAGAGCUAGCACGUGGAGCUGCACCACGACACCAUGGACAAGAAGCACGAGGACGCUGGCGGAGUCGCCCAGAUCGACAAGACGUCCGUCUUCCAAGAAGCACGAGUAUUCAACCAGAGCCCCAUCUCGCCCAGGAAAUGUAGAGUGAUCCUGACCAAGCUGGCGCUGCUGCUCUUCACUGGCGAGAGCUGGGGACGCCAGGAAGCCACGACCCUCUUCUUCGGCAUCUCCAAGCUGUUCCAGAACAAGGAUGCUUCGCUCCGCCAGAUGGUCUACCUGGUCAUCAAGGAGCUCGCUGGCUCCGCCGACGAUGUCAUCAUGGUCACUUCCUCUAUCAUGAAGGACACCUCCGUCGGCAGCGACGUCGUAUACCGCCCCAACGCCAUCCGCGCCCUCUGCCGUGUCAUCGACGCCUCCACCGUCCAGGCCAUCGAGCGUCUCGUCAAGACGUGCAUAGUCGACAAGAACCCCUCAGUCUCCUCCGCCGCCCUCGUCUCCUCUUACCACCUCCUCCCAGUCGCCAAGGAUGUCGUCCGAAGAUGGCAGUCAGAGGCCGCAGAGGCCGCGUCAGGAAGCAAGUCGGGUGGUGGUUUCUUGGGAGGCUUUGGAGGGGGCUCACAUACCACUCUCCAGGCCAGCACAAACUACAUGACACAGUACCAUGCCAUUGGCCUCUUGUACCAGAUGCGCUCCGGCGACAGGAUGAGCUUGGUCAAGAUGGUGCAGCAAUACUCUGCUGCUGGUGUCGUCAAGAGCCCUGCCGCUACUGUCUUGCUGGUCAGAUUAGCAGCUAAGCUCGCUGAGGAAGACCCAAACCUGCGAAAGCCUAUGAUGCAACUUCUCGAUGGCUGGUUGCGCCACAAGUCGGAGAUGGUCAACUUUGAGGCUGCAAAGGCCAUCUGCGACAUGCGCGACGUUACCGAUGCCGAGCUCGUACAAGCCGUCCACGUCCUCCAGCUCUUCCUCACAUCUCCUCGCGCCGUCACCAAGUUUGCCGCCCUCCGCAUCCUGUCGCAAAUGGCUUCCUUCAAGCCGGACGCCGUUCGCUCAUGUAACCAGGAUAUCGAAUCGCUCAUCACCAACUCGAACCGCAGCAUCGCCACCUUCGCCAUCACCACACUCCUCAAAACGGGCAAUGAGUCUUCGGUUGACAGAUUGAUGAAGCAGAUCACUGGCUUCAUGGCUGAGAUCACCGACGAGUUCAAGGUCACCAUUGUAGAAGCUGUCCGAACAUUGGCACUGAAGUUCAAGGCAAAGCAGUCCGGUUUCCUUGCUUUCCUCAGCGGCAUUCUGCGCGACGAAGGCGGCUACGAGUUCAAGCGAUCCGUUGUCGAGGCCAUCAUGGACCUCAUUCGCUUCGUACCUGAGGCUAAGGAAGAUGCGCUUGCUACACUUUGCGAGUUCAUCGAGGAUUGCGAAUUCACAAAGCUCGCCGUCAGGAUUCUAUUCGUACUUGGACGUGAAGGUCCUUCAACACCGCACCCCACCAAAUACAUCCGUUACAUCUACAACCGCGUAGUCCUGGAGAAUGCGAUCGUCAGGGCUGCGGCGACCUCUGCUCUGUCCAAGUUCGGCGUUGGACAAAAGGACCCUGAAAUCAAGAAGUCUGUCCACGUCCUCCUCACAAGGUGUCUGGACGAUGUUGAUGACGAGGUCCGUGAUCGUGCUGCGCUCAGUCUUCGUUUGAUGGACCAGGACGACGACGACAUGGCAGUUAACUUCAUUCGUAACGAUUCCAUGUUCUCCCUUCCUGUUCUUGAGCACCAGCUGGCUAUGUACGUCAGUUCGGAUUCCCGCGACACCUUCGAGACAGCCUUCGACAUCACCAAAAUCCCCACAGUCUCGCGCGAGCAAGCAGAUGCGGCAGACCUUACCAAGAAAACUGAAGGUGCUACCCCAACCCUCAAAGCACCCAGUGCCACCAAGGCACCUUCAAAAGCUGGUGCCGAUGCCGCCGCAAACGCAGCAUCGAAUGCGCAGAAAUACGCUACAGAACUGCAAAAGAUUCCAGAACUGGCUGCGCACGGCGGUGUGCUCAAGUCAAGCGAUGUCGUCGAGCUCACAGAAUCAGAGACCGAAUACGUCGUCACUGCCAUUAAGCAUAUCUUCAAGGACCACAUUGUCAUUCAGUACGACAUCAAGAACACUCUUGAGGAUACAGUAUUGAUGGAUGUCGAGAUGGUCGUUACACCAGAAGACGAUGGUGACGUGCAAUUAGAAGAAGAAUUUGUCAUCCCAGCGCCAAAGCUCGUCACCAACGAGCCUGGUACCGUCUACGUAUCCUUCAAGCGCCUGGAGACCGAAUCGCAGUUCAUUGCCGCCAGCUUUACCAACGUACUCAAGUUCACAAGCAAGGAAAUCGAUCCGACCACAAACGAGCCGGAAGAAGGCGAUGGGUAUCCAGAUGAGUACCAGGUUGAGGAUCUGUACCUCACUGGUGCUGACUACGUUGUUCCCGCAUAUGCAGGCAGUUUUGAUAAUGUCUGGGAACAGUCGAAUGGCGAUUCGGCGACUGAAACACUGCAGUUGGGUAAUAUGAAGAGCAUAUCAGAUGCAACCGAGCAACUCACCAAGACUCUAUCCCUCCAACCUCUCGAAGGUACAGAUGUCGCUUUGUCAACAUCAACUCAUACUCUCAAGCUUUACGGCAAGACCAUCACAGGUGGCAAGGUUGCUGCUACGGUACGGAUGGCCUUCAGUGCCAAGACUGGUGUGACCAUGAAGAUUGAUGUAAGGAGCGAGGAAGAAGGUGUUGCAGCAUUGGUGGUGGGUAGCGUGGCAUAGGUGAUAGGUGAAAGUUUGUUUAGUAGCGUGUCUUGAAAGCGUAAAAGGUCAACAGGCUUCUUAGUAGAACUCUUGGUAUCCACAGCUCAAUGAUUAUGACAUAUAUGUUACAGAUUGAGGA